AUGGCAACAGGAUCAUUAGCUGGCCGAGUCGCGCUUGUUACAGGAGGAUCAAGAGGUAUUGGCAAAGGUAUUGCUCUUGAAUUGGGAGGUGCUGGUGCUCUUGUUUAUGUCACAGGUCGUACCAUGACAUCCACAAAUGGUAAAAGUGGAAGUUUAGAAGAAACUGCUGAAGCUAUUCGAAGUCGCGGUGGUCAGUGUGUUCCUGUAUGUGUGGAUCAUGAAAAUCCAAGUGAAGUUGAAGCGUUAUUCGAACGUAUCAAGAACGAACAGGAUGGUCGAUUGGAUAUUUUAGUUAAUAAUGCUUAUAAAGGAGUUGAGCGUUUAUUAUCUGUUUCCGGUAAACCAUUUUGGGAAGAUGAUCCAGAUGUAUUCGAUGAAAUUAACAAUGUUGGUUUACGCAAUCAUUAUUAUUGUUCAGUUUAUGCUGCUCGAUUGAUGGUUCCUCGAAAGCAAGGUUUAAUUGUAUUUAUAUCUUCGGCAGGUGGUCUUCGUUAUUUAUUCAAUGUAGCCUAUGGCGUUGGAAAAGCUGCUUGUGAUCGUAUGGCUGCAGAUACUGCAUUUGAAUUAAGGAAACAAAAUAUUGCUUCCAUUGCAAUUUGGCCAGGCCCGGUUGAGACAGAAGUUAUUCAAGCAUCAGAAAACGGAGCUGGAUUUCGUAAGAUGGUCAAGGAUUUCGGUAAAGCAGAAUCUACAGAAUAUGCUGGCCGUAUCAUCGUUCAUCUAGCACAAAAUCCAUCAGUAAUGCAAUAUUCAGGGAAAAUAGUUACAACAGUUGACUAUGGUACAACUUAUGGUAUAGUUGAUAAAGAUGGUGCGUAUCCAAGCAACAUGCGAUGGAUCGGUCGAUAUCUUCGAUAUGUACCAGGUUUAAGUUGGUUAUCUGACUGGAUUCCUGGCUGUGUCAAAAUACCUUUUUGGUUGUUACAUCAAGCUAGCAAUAAAUUUUAA
Rotaria socialis is the source of this 948-nucleotide messenger RNA. NCBI's taxonomy places the organism in Eukaryota, Metazoa, Rotifera, Eurotatoria, Philodinida, Philodinidae. The record is from the annotation of a GenBank genome assembly.